Gilbertella persicaria is the source of this 1988-nucleotide messenger RNA. RefSeq names its product U3 small nucleolar ribonucleoprotein complex, subunit Mpp10. The coding region runs from base 17 to 1834 and encodes 605 amino acids. Lineage: Eukaryota; Fungi; Mucoromycota; Mucoromycetes; Mucorales; Choanephoraceae. Gene Ontology annotation, cellular component: Mpp10 complex; small-subunit processome; sno(s)RNA-containing ribonucleoprotein complex. The transcript has 4 exons. Gene Ontology annotation, biological process: rRNA processing. The record is from RefSeq and is a predicted model, not a curated record.
CAUUUCAUAGAUCCUCAUGUCCACCCUAAACAAUUCGCUCGAUCAAUUUAUAUCCAAUGUGGUAGAUAAGCCUCAUGUCUUUUUUAGUUCAAAUGAAAAGAUUGCCAGUAGUGCUUUAGAAAUGGCAAAACACUUUUAUGACGAUGUCAAAAAAGUAGAACCAAUUCAAUUUUCGCCCUUUACAGAACUCUUGACAGAAGGAUUUGAUAACGAUCAAAUCUGGGAAGAAAUCGCAGCUCAAAAUGAACCUUUUCUUGAUUAUGCUAAGACAGCCCUCAAGACAUUCAACAAAAGGCCUGUAGCUGAAGAUACAAGUGAAGAUGAGAGUGUAUCUGGUCAGUCUAUGGAUCUCGAUCAAGAUGAAUCGCAACAAGAUGAAGAUAUGGAAGAAUUUGAACUAGAUCAAGAUUCUGAGCAAGAUCAAGACGAAGAAGAAGAACCAUUCCGUGACCUUGACGAAGAAAACGAUGACCUCGAAGAAGAAGAAGAAGAAACGAAAGAAGAAAAACCUUCUAAAAAGACACAUUUGAGAAACACAUCCAAAAAGACUUCUGAAGUAGACGACGAGUUUUUCAAUUUGGAUGAAUUCAACAAGUGGACAGAAGAACAAGAAGAACUAGACAUGAUGUCUGAUCGUGAAGAUCAAGACGAUGAAUUUGAUUUUGAUAAAGACUUAGAUGCUGAAGAAGAUUCAGAAGAUGAAGACAUGGAUGAUACAAAUGCUGCUGCUGAAUUACUGUAUGAUGAUUUCUAUGAAAAGCCUAAAAAGAGUAAGCCAUACACACCUCAAAAGAAGGUCCAAUUUGAAGAAGAAGAAGAAGAAGAACAAGAACAAGAACAAGAACAAGAUGAACAAAAUGACGAAGAAGAAGAAGACAAUGCUUUGGAAGGCUCUGUUCGCGAUUUGUUUGCCAAUGAUGACUCUGAAGCCGAAGAGAAUGAGGAAAAGUCAGCAUUUCAAAAGCAACAAGAACACCUUCAAGCUCAAAUUGAAGAAUUCGAAGACGAAAACAUUCAGGAUAAGCAUUGGACAUUACGCGGUGAAGCCAAUGCAUCUGCUAGACCUGUCAACAGUUUAUUAGAAGAAGACCUUGAAUUUGAACAUGCCAAUAAGCCUGUACCUGUCAUUACACAAGAGACAACAAACACACUUGAAGAAAUAAUCAAGAAGCGUAUUUUAGACAACAUGUUUGAUGAUGUUGAACGUAAAGUAGAUCCUACACUCAAGCCUUUUGUGCCUUCAAAGCGUGUUGAAUUAAGCGAUGAAAAAUCCAAGAAAUCUUUGGCUGAAAUGUAUGAAGAUGAUUAUGUCAGCAAACAAACAGGCGAAGCACAAAAAGACGUACGUGAUGAAGCUCUGGAGAAAGAACACCAAGAGAUUACAGAUAUGUUCCAAACCUUGUGUCAUAAACUGGAUGCUCUCUCUAACUUCCAUUACACACCCAAGGCACCUAAGCCUGAAAUGGCAAUUGUCAGUAAUUCAGCUGCUAUCAGCAUGGAAGAAGUCACACCCGUGAAUGUGUCCGAGGCUACUUUGUUGGCUCCUGAAGAAGUCUAUGAUAAGAAGCGUGGUGAUGUCAAGGCAGCUUCAGAAAUGGAUCAAGAUGAACGUAAGCGCUUAAGAGCACAAAAGAAGAAGUUGAAGAGAAAGGAGCGCGAAAUGAAGGAAAGAGAAUUGAAGGUGAUGAAGAAAUACAAUCCUCACAUGGGCGAGAAACAAUCCAAAAAGAAGGCAGUCAAGGAAUUACUUGGUCAAAAGAAUGUCACUGUUAUUGGCAAAGAUGGUCAGAAGAAAUCUACAAGCAAAGCAGUUACUUCUGCUUCCCUUUUCUAAACAUUUCUUAGACAUAGAAGAAAGAUAUUUUAUUUUACAUAUUUACAUAAAAGAGAUCCAUAUACAUAUUAUAAAGAAGAUGAAAAAGAAGAAAAAAAAAGAGAGAGAGCCAUAUUUACACAUAAAAUAGAGAAGCAUAUCAUAAAGUGUUCAU